This is a messenger RNA of Diatraea saccharalis (sugarcane borer), 2191 nucleotides long. The record is from the annotation of a GenBank genome assembly. NCBI's taxonomy places the organism in Eukaryota, Metazoa, Arthropoda, Insecta, Lepidoptera, Crambidae.
AUGUCGGUGAAAUUGCGGAGUGAUAAACAAAAUAUUUUCCUUGUCGGACUGCCUAGCAAUCAAAUAAAUGGUGCAAAAUUACCAUCUAAUCGACAAGUUCUCUCUGUCUUAUUUUACAAUAUUCGCGAAGUUAAGCUAACUGUCAGUGAAAGCGCAAAUCUUGUGAUUAGGGAGUGCACUAUAUUUUGGGAAAAGGCAAGAAUUCCCACAAAGGCAUUUCCUAACUGUGUGAAGAAACUUGUUGAUUUAUAUAGUUUGGAGAGAGCUACAAAAAAAUUUGCACAUGCUGAUGCCUUUGAGAGAAUGAAGAUAGAGGAAGACAAAGUAUUUUUAAAGAAACAGAGAGAGCCAGGUCGACCUGGAUGCUUAGGCGGUGUAGACAAAAAAUUGGCGGACAAAGAAGAAAGAGCUAGGCAAAGACGAUUGGAAGAAGAGGAAAGGAGUGUUAGACAAAGAGACUUGCCAAGCGUUCCCUGUUAUGACAAAAAAUUACAAAGAGGUAGAAAGAAUCUUAUAACACCUAAACUAGUCGCAGCUUUAGAUCGAUGCCAGUUAAGCAUAAGAGACUCCGUUUACAUUCUUCAUGCGGUCGUAGAAGCUCUUGGUCUGAGCAGCGAUGAUUUCCCCAUAAACAAAUCCUCGAUUCAGCGAAUCAGAACUCAGACGAGAAAAUCCAGGGCAGAAGCAAUAAAAACUGACUUUCAGAACAAUGUGCCUGACGUGGUCACAAUCCAUUGGGAUGGAAAACUAUUACCCGGAUUGAAUGUACGAAGUUCAAAAGUAGAACAUUUGCCAAUUCUUGCUUCAUUUGACGAUAAAGAACAGCUUCUUGCAGUGCCUAAACUAGAGAGUUCUUCUGGAAAACAUCAAGCUAAAGCUGUCGCAACUACUCUUUUUGACUGGAAUCUUCAUAAUAAAGUUCAAAUAAUGUGCUGCGACACAACAGCUUCGAAUACUGGCCGUUUCAAUGGAGCUUGUGCUGUUUUGGAGCAGACUUUAGAAAGGGAACUGUUGCUUUUCACUUGUCGUCAUCAUAUUUAUGAAUUGGUUCUAAAAUCUGUCUUCGAAACCAAGAUAAAACAAAUAACUAGUAGCCCAGAUAUUCCAAUCUUCAAAAAAUUCAGAGACAAUUGGAAUAACAUCGAUUCCAGCAACAUUAAAUUACCCCUUGAUUACGUAAAAGAACAUGUUGCCGAAACAAACAUUACAUCUUUGUUAAUGUUUUAUAAGUCAGAACUAGACAAAGAUUUUAUAAGAGACGAUUAUCGCGAAUUAGUUGAACUAUGCGUAGUAUUUUUGGGAGGAGAUAUGGAGAAGAAAUUAAAACUCAGGCCCCCCGGAGCUAUGCAUCAGGCGCGAUGGAUGGCGAGAGCGAUCUAUUCUUUAAAAAUAUAUUUACUUCAGUCACAAUUAAAAAUGACUGCGCAGGACAAAAAAGCCCUACAAGAUGUUUGCCUAUUUAUCGUCACAUUGUAUGUUAAACCUUGGCUCAAAGACACAGUGGCAACUAAAGCACCUAACCAAGAUUUGUGCUUCUUGAAGAUGUUAAAAGAGUACGAAAAAAUUGACGCAACAAUUUCUAAAGCUUCUAUAAGCAAGUUUAGCCAUCACUUGUGGUAUUUGUCUGAAGAGGCAGUCAUUCUAUCACUUUUUGAUGAUGAUGUUUGUAACCAAACCAAGAUAAAAAUGAUUGCCAACUUAAACAGAAAUAAAAGCUCAGAUUUUGGCAAACGCUAUGAAACAUCAAAGGAAGAACUAACCCAAAAGUUGUUCGAUAAAACGCUAGAUGAUUUUGUGUCGGAAAAGAGCAAACAAUUUUUUUCUCGACUGCAGAUCAUCGACAGUUUUCUAGGGGAAGAUGUAUCUUCUUGGAAUAAUAAUGUUGCUUUACUGGAAACUAAAAAAAGAAUAAGUCGUUUGAAGGUUGUAAAUGACACUGCUGAAAGAGCUGUUAAAUUAAUGCAAGAUUUUAACGGACUUAUUACGGCCGAAGAAGAGCAAAAACAGUUCUUGCUGCGCUGUGUUCAGGAACAUAGAAAUUUGUAUCCGGACUGUAAAAAAGUACACUGAAGACAAGUUACCCCGGUUAAGUGUUAUUAUUUUAUGUUUUUAAAUAAAGAUUUAUGUUGUUCUUAUUUCAUUUUAAUUCAUUUCCACUGAAUUUGUUGCAUUUAUAUUAGUUUUAUAACAG